CUCGAGUCUCUCAUCGAAUGGGGGAUUGUGAUCUGCCUUUAUGUUGAACGACACGUGGAUGCGAAAAUGACCCCUAGUCUGAUUCUCGCUCUAGCAGCAUCCUUCUUCAUUGUGCCGCUUGUCGUCCUACACAGUUUUCUUGCCUGGCAGUACAACAAAGUAGCACGGUUUACAAGCCAAAAGGCCAUGCUGCGGAUUGUUUGUAGCUGUGUGUUAGGGGUUGCAAUUGUCAUCUCGAUAGCCGCCGGUGCUACAGGCCUGGUGGUUAUUUCGCAACAUCUACUGUGUCUUGCCGAGGAAGGCAACGACAGCUUCUGGAAGACGGGCGUCAGCUGUACACUUUAUCGUGCAUCCAUCAUAGAUUCGAUUGUUUCAGUCAUAACGUUGUUUCUCUUCUUUGGCUUCAGACAACUCUGCGGACGCCCUUAUGAUGUCUCAUUAAUGGGCAUGUAUACACGCCAGCCUUCAUUUUCAAUCUGCGAUGACAGCAUUCUCAGCAGCUGGAGCACGGAAAGUGACAACAGCCUAAAGAAUGACAUCUACUAUGUGUGUCGGCGUCCCGACAUCACAUAUGGCCGAGGGCUCUAUAUGUCAUCAAGUGAUAACACCAUCCCAAUGUCCACAAGCAUUGAAUACCCGAACAUUGUCCACCACAAAUCCCACCGAGGGUUCGAGGCUGAAUAUGACUCGGACACAACGGAUAUGCUAUCGGGUACCACCCUUUCACCGCAGGAAACUUCUACAAGGAAGUUGCCGGUCGUGAUGACUAGCUCGGAUCUUCUUUCGUGCGUUUCGCGCACGCCCACCGCGGCGACAUUUAGCUCUUAUGGUGACCAUUCUAAGCAAAUGGCUCCGAUAGAGUUACCAGGGGCAUCGCCUUUCACUUCCGGACACAAACGACAAAAAUCCUCCGCGUCGUCUUUGCGACGGCUGCUGCCCAAGUUAUUUUUACAACCAUUGUCAGCAGACCCUCAAAUACGUGCCCUUGCCGACUCGACGACUGAAGCAGAUGUCGAAAAAGGAGCCUUAGUGGCUGAACGCCCACCAACCCCGAAGAAAGAGUAUGCUCCUGGGCAUCCACUGGCUUCAGCUCCUGUGGAAAAACCUUUGCCAGCCAUUACAGCCGAAGCUCUCACAUUCGAAGCAAAUCAGCUGCGAGCAAGAGCCCUCACACGAUCUGUGACCAUGAAUUCAGCCGAUGCACCCGAAGUCCUCGUGCCGGAACCCUUGAAUGUACGCCGGUCCAACACUGCGCAUACGGCUCCUGUUCCCAGGAGCGCAUAUAUACCGUACCAGGGAGCUUUCACCGCAACCCCUCCGCUCCCGGCAGCGCGCCCGAGCCUUGCCCAGGCCUCUAGCUACAGAGGUGUACCGAUUGAUCGUGAGGUGGCCAGCCGGCAGAAUUCCAGGCGCAGCAACCGACGACAGAGUCAGGUGUAUCAGUUUGAAUCCUCCCAAAUUCCGCGGCAUACUCAAAGCCAGCACCAGCCUCAUCACAAUCACUACGGUCGUCGAUGGUAUCAGGAGCACAACCGCCGCAUGUCUUCAUCAACCCGUGGAAACGACGCUGAACUGACAUACUCAAACCUGCGUCGUCCCCGCAGCAACACAUAUGGCGGUCUCGCCUCCGCGCCUAGCAGACUAGACAGUAUCCGCGAAACGGGCACAUCUGUUGACGAAGCCCCGGAGAGCUACCUGUCUGAGGCGAAUGCGUAUCGCGAUACAACUCGAACGAACAGUGUCAGUGGACACUAGAGCCUGCGGGUCAGGCUGUUCAUUCUCAUCAAAGAGCUACCGUCUCCCUAAUCUUCGAUUCUCAAUAUACAUUUUGUAUCAACCGGUCUUUCC
Messenger RNA from Aspergillus aculeatus ATCC 16872, 1848 nucleotides. RefSeq lists its product as uncharacterized. The transcript has 3 exons. Bases 67 to 1755 code for a protein of 562 amino acids. The record is from RefSeq and is a predicted model, not a curated record. NCBI's taxonomy places the organism in Eukaryota, Fungi, Ascomycota, Eurotiomycetes, Eurotiales, Aspergillaceae.